UGAUACUGUUGGAAAUUAUGGCGUUCUAUUGAUAAGAGUAUCUCAAAGUCUCCAAAUAAUAUUAUUAAUGAUUUAACUAUUCUUAACUCAUUUAAUGUUUCUCCCCCUAUUUAAUGAAAAUUGGAUUUAAUUUUUAUAAAAACAAAUAUGCUCGAAAUGAUUUGGAUAUUUUUUGGUUUACUUGCAUUAAUAUGUAUUAUUCCUAUUUUGAUUAUAUAUUUUUUAAUAAAGCACUGCAUUAAUAAGAGAAAACAAAUAAAAAAUGAUGAUGAUUCAUUAAGGGUUGCUUUUUUCCAUCCAUACUGCAAUGCUGGUGGUGGAGGUGAAAGAGUCCUGUGGUGUGCCAUACGUGCUAUUCAGAAUAGGUAUCCUAAUGUUAAAGUUGCUGUGUACACUGGUGACCUUAUUGCUUCACCAAAUGAAAUUCUUAAUAAAGUUACCAAGACUUUUAAUAUUACUUUGAAAAAAGAUAUUGAAUUUAUCUAUCUUCAUAAACGACAUUGGGUAGAAGCUCCUAGGUAUCCGUACUUUACUCUGUUGGGGCAGUCAAUAGGAUCUGUCAUACUUGGCUUUGAAGCUCUAUUUGCUUAUCUUCCAGAUAUUUAUAUUGACAGCAUGGGGUACUCUUUUACUCUGUUUCUUUUCUCAUAUAUUGGUAAAUGCACAACUGCCUGCUAUAUUCAUUAUCCAACCAUUACAAAAGAUAUGAUUAAACGUGUGACUUUAAGAAAUACAGCUCGGAAUAACAGUUCUACUGUCGCUCGAAGCCCUUUCUUAUCUUCUGCUAAAUUAAUUUAUUAUCAGAUAUUUUCCUGGCUAUAUAGCUUUUGUGGAAGUUUUGCUGAUACUGUAAUGGUGAAUUCAUCUUGGACUGAAGAUCAUAUAAAUAGUUUAUGGAAUUGUAGUUUAUCCACCCAUAGAGUAUACCCCCCUUGUGACACUGUAUCCCUGAAAUCAGCACCAAUGGCUCCUGACAUAAGUGAAGGAGGCGAAAUCAAAAUUGUAUCAGUUGGUCAAUAUCGCCCUGAGAAAGACCAUCCUCUCCAACUCCAAGCAAUCUAUGAAUUAAGAAAUCUUCUUUCUGAACAGAUAUUUGAAAGGGUUAAAUUGGUGUUUAUUGGUUCAUGUCGGCACAAUGAGGACCAUAUUCUUGUAAAAGAUAUGCAAGAUUUGUGUAAACACCUUUCUCUUGAAAAUAAUGUUGAAUUUAAGAUCAAUGUACCAUUUGAUGAACUUAAAAAGGAGCUACUGUCUAGUGUUAUUGGCCUUCAUGCCAUGUGGAAUGAACAUUUUGGAAUAGGGAUUGUUGAGUGCAUGGCAGCUGGACAAAUAAUGGUAGCGCAUAGAUCUGGUGGUCCUAAAGCUGAUAUUAUAGAGGAAUCUGAGGGUAGUCGAAAUGGUUUCUUAGCAUCUGAUGAAAAUGAAUAUGCCAGAGCCUUGGCAGCCAUAAUUAAAAUGUCACCUCAAGCUAGAAAUAAAAUAAGAGAAGCUGCUAGAUCAUCUGUAGACAGAUUCUCUGAAGAAGAAUUUGAAAAUGGUAUUCUGAGAACACUUGAUCCACUAUUUUCUCAUAGACUUAAGGAUGAAUAAGGAAUUUAUUAAUGGAUGUUUAUUGAUAAACUGAUAUUUACUUCAAGCAUUAAAAGAAAAAACAAAACAGAAAAUUUCUUAUGAAGAUAUAAUCCUUCAUGAUGAUUGGCUGUGAAUAGACUGUUUCAGUGACUUUUUGAUCAACAAACUGGAAGUAUAGUCUAGCACUUAUGAUAUAUUGUUGAUUUAUUGCAAAAAAGUCAUUAAGUGACAUUUCAUAACUUUAAAUCACUAUUGAUGAAACUUCUCUUUAUGAAUUCAGAAAAUUGUUUGCUUGUUGUAGCUCUAUAUUUGAUACAUAAAAGUGUUUGUGUCACUUUAGUGCACGUACUUUGUAAUUUUUAUCAAUAAAUAAGGACGGAAUUCACAAAAAUGUUCUUAAAAAAUCAGCUCCAUCAACAAUAUAUUUUUUGUAAUAAACCAACAAUAUGUCCUUUAUAAGAUGUAGUGGUGGAUUGAAAAAUGUUUUGGCUCUUUCCUUUCCUUUAACAAUGGUAGCUUAUAUCAUAUAAGAAUGGAAAAUAGUUGCCGAAAUGUCAAAUUGUUAAAAUAAUUACCAAUGAUGUAGAAAUGAAUAUAAAGUUAUUAAAAAGAAGAAAAAGAAAAGAAAUAGGAACUUUUUUUGUAUUUCCUAAAUACAUGUUACAGACUAUAUAAACUUAACAAUUUAGUUAUAGUCAUAUGGGAAAUUGGAAAUAGUUUAAAUUGUGAAUAUGUUUAAUAUUAAUAUUUUUAUAUUCAAAUAAAAGUUAAUUGUUCAGUAGGAAUUUUCUUUCUUUGUAGGC
This is a messenger RNA of Nezara viridula (southern green stink bug), 2375 nucleotides long. The record is from the annotation of a GenBank genome assembly. NCBI's taxonomy places the organism in Eukaryota, Metazoa, Arthropoda, Insecta, Hemiptera, Pentatomidae.